Messenger RNA from Coccomyxa subellipsoidea C-169, 1061 nucleotides. Its product is annotated as Mog1p/PsbP-like protein. Gene Ontology annotation, biological process: photosynthesis. The transcript has 4 exons. Bases 180 to 893 code for a protein of 237 amino acids. Gene Ontology annotation, cellular component: photosystem II oxygen evolving complex; photosystem II; extrinsic component of membrane. The record is from RefSeq and is a predicted model, not a curated record. Lineage: Eukaryota; Viridiplantae; Chlorophyta; Trebouxiophyceae; Coccomyxaceae. Gene Ontology annotation, molecular function: calcium ion binding.
GCCAAAUCAAAGCGGCACUGCGCAAGGAAUGCUGUUCCUGUUUCCAGAGUGUUUGGAGAUAGUUCUGUGGAGCUGCUGAAGUAUGGAAGCUCUCAGAUCGGAUCUAAUAUCACCUAUGUAGUUUUCGGAAGCAAUCUAUUCUUCCAUAACGGCUUUAAUCAAUAGCUUAUAUCAAAGCAAUGAUUGUCCACAAUCCUUUGCUGUGCAAAUUGCAAAACUACGCGCCUUAUAGGAUUGCACCUUUGGGUGCGAGCCACAGAAAGCAGUCGAUUGAUGUCACAAUCAGAGCCAAAACAGAGAGCCCUGUACCAAUACGCAGACGUCAAGCGCUCUCGAUAUUAUUUAUGACAGCAUCCACCCUGCAAACUGCUGCAUCCGAUGCAGAGACAGAGACAUCGCAGUUCCAAACGUAUUCCAGCCCAAAACAGGGAUACAAAUUUCAGAUACCGUCUGAUUGGCAAAAGACAGAGAAAUCAGGGGCAGAUGUCCUUUUUGUGGAGCCAGCUAGCAAAGCAGGAGACAUCGGGGUCACGGUUUCACCCGUCCGCAUCAAAAGCCUGGAGCAGUUUGGCGAUUUGACGGCUGUGGGUGAUAGACUUUUAGCAGCCGAACGCAGCAAGGAGAGCACGGAAUAUGUGAACUUGCUGAGUAGCGCUUCACGGAGAGGAGAGAAUGGUACUCUAAUAUACUCGUAUGAUUACAAGCUUGACACGUCCCGUGGCAAGAAGCGGGUCAUAUCAACAGUUGCUGUAGCAGGACAGAAGCUUUACAUUCUGAAUGGCACUGUUAAAUGCUCGAAACCUGGACCAGACUGCAGCCCACUAGGAGGGCCCGGGGUUGUGGAAAGUGUGCAGGCUGCAUCAAGUUCUUUUGACAUCUUGGCUGUUCAAUAAUGAUUGGCUGUUCCGCAUUCUGUCUGCGGAAAACCAUUUGUGUGAGUGGGUGUACCAGAAGUGGCACAGCAUAUGCUGUUGAAGCUGGGCAGGCGUUCAUCCAGUAAAAUUCAGUCGUGCAUGGGUACUACAGUGUAAGAGGAAGCCAACCCUCGCAAAAGGGAAUUU